Molecule: messenger RNA, 1179 nt
Organism: Medicago truncatula (barrel medic)
Lineage: Eukaryota; Viridiplantae; Streptophyta; Magnoliopsida; Fabales; Fabaceae
Product: putative Peroxidase 48
Biological process (GO): hydrogen peroxide catabolic process; response to oxidative stress
Molecular function (GO): heme binding; peroxidase activity
Source: RefSeq, a predicted model, not a curated record
AUGGCACCACCAUUGAUACUACCAAAAUUAAUUCUUCUGAUUCUUGUGUUAUGUCUUUUAUUUCAACACAAAAAUCACAACAAGAACACCAAUUCUAACGCCAACACAUUCAACUCCAUCAACAUUGUUCCAAUACAUUCUUUUUCAAGUUUCCCAGUUUCUUUAUCUGCCAUCAACAACAGCCAUGUAUCAGAAUCAUCUUCUUCUGAUUCUUCUUCCAACUUUCUUCUUGAAUAUGAUUUCUACCGUGAUUCAUGUCCUCAUGCUGAGCACAUUGUUCGUUCUACGCUUCACCUGCUUUACAAAACUAAUCCUGCUUUGGUUCCUGCUCUUAUUCGUCUUGUUUUUCAUGAUUGCUUCAUUCAGGGAUGUGAUGCUUCUAUUUUGUUGGAUAAUGAUGAAUACAUUGAUUCAGAGAAAGAUUCCUCCAAUGAUAGCCUCAAAGGAUUUGAUGUAAUCGAGACCAUUAAAGCCAAGCUUGAAGAAGCAUGUCCUGGAGUUGUUUCUUGUGCUGAUAUUCUUGUACUUGCUGCAAGAGAUUCUGUUGUUCUGGCCGGUGGUCCAUUCUAUCCUUUGAAUCCAGGAAGGAGGGAUGGUUCGAACUCUUUUGCUGACAUAGCAACAGAUGAGCUUCCUUCACCCUAUGCAGAUUUAACUCAAACUCGUGCAUCCUUCAAAUCAAGGGGAUUUGAUGAAAGAGAAAUGGUCACUCUCUUAGGUGCCCACAGCAUUGGUGUAAUCCCCUGUAAAUUCUUCGAAAACUGUCUCUAUAACUUCAGUGGAACUAAUGAACCUGACCCUUCUUUGGAUACUCAAUUUCUAAAUGUACUAAGAUCAAAAUGCAAUGAAACUGAUGCAUUAUCCACUUCAGCAUCAGCAUAUUCAUCACAUGCCUCACCUUCUUCCUUAGUUGAAGAGCAACAAGAAAUCACUACGGACUCCGGGGAAUCUCUAUCGAAUUUCGGGACGUUAUACUACCGCAGACUAUUACAAGGUAAAGGAAUCCUCUAUGAAGAUCAGCAGCUGAUGGAAGGGGAAAAAACCAGAUAUUGGGUUCAAUACGCAUCUAAUCGUACUUUGUUCCAUCAAGAUUUUGCCCUUGCAAUGAUGAAACUCUCCGAUCUCCGAGUUUUGACAAAGCCUAUGGGACAGAUUCGGUGCAGUUGUUCAAAAGUUUAG